AUGGCCUGGACCCCUCUCCUCACCCUCCUCACUUUCUGCUCAGGGUCCUUCUCCCAGCCUGUGCUGACUCAGUCGUCCCCUGCAUCUGCCUCCCUGGGAGCCUCAGCCAAGCUCAGCUGCACUCUGAGCAGUGAGCACAGCACCUACAUCAUUGAAUGGUAUCAGCAGCAGCCAGGGAAGGGCCCUCGGUACGUGAUGCAGCUUAAGAGUGAUGGAAGCCACAGCAAGGGUGCCGGGAUCCCCGAUCGCUUCUCAGGCUCCAGCUCUGGGGCUAAUCGCUACUUAACCAUCUCCAACAUCCAGUCUGAGGACGAAGCCGACUAUAUCUGUGGUGUAUCUUAUACCAUUGAUAAGACGUCUGGUUAA
Messenger RNA from Galeopterus variegatus (Sunda flying lemur), 366 nucleotides. RefSeq names its product immunoglobulin omega chain-like. The record is from RefSeq and is a predicted model, not a curated record. Bases 1 to 366 code for a protein of 121 amino acids. Gene Ontology annotation, biological process: immune response; immunoglobulin production. NCBI's taxonomy places the organism in Eukaryota, Metazoa, Chordata, Mammalia, Dermoptera, Cynocephalidae. The transcript has 2 exons.